Molecule: messenger RNA, 957 nt
Organism: Ceratotherium simum simum (southern white rhinoceros)
Lineage: Eukaryota; Metazoa; Chordata; Mammalia; Perissodactyla; Rhinocerotidae
Product: olfactory receptor 6B9-like
Biological process (GO): G protein-coupled receptor signaling pathway
Cellular component (GO): membrane
Molecular function (GO): olfactory receptor activity; G protein-coupled receptor activity
Source: RefSeq, a predicted model, not a curated record
AUGUGGAAGGAAAAUAUCACCCAUAUUAGUGAGUUCACCCUUUUGGGGUUCCCUACUUCCCCUUGGCUGGAGGUGCUGCUUUUCCUCCUCUUCCUCAUCACCUACCUGUUUGUGCUGUUGGAAAAUUUGGUCAUCAUCCUCACUGUAUGGGUCACUGAGUCCCUGCACAAGCCCAUGUACUAUUUUAUGGGCACCAUGUCUUUUCUGGAGACCUGGUAUAUGUCUGUCACAGUGCCCAAGAUGCUGGCUGGGUUCCUACUUCGUCCCAAUACCAUCUCUUUCCUGGGAUGCAUGACCCAGCUCUAUUUCUUCAUCUUUCUAGCCUGUACUGAAUGUGUGCUCUUGGCUACCAUGGCCUAUGACCAUUAUGCACCUAUAUGUUGGCCUCUUUGCUAUCCAGUCAUGAUGACCACAGGAUUUUGUGUUCAGCUGACCAUCAGUUCCUGGGUGAGUGGUUUCACCAUCUCCAUGGAAAAAGUAUACUUUAUCUCUCAAGUUGCCUUCUGUGGCAAUAAUAUCUUGAAACAUUUUUUCUGUGAUGUGUUCCCCAUCCUCAAACUGGCCUGCAUGGACUUUUCUAUGGCUGAGAUGGUCGACUUUGUGCUAGCCAUUGUCAUCCUUAUGUUUCCUCUUUCAGCCACUUCCCUCUCCUAUGCCUUCAUUGUCUCCACCAUCCUCUACAUUCCCUCAGCCACUGGGAAGAGGAAGGCCUUCUCCACCUGUGCCUCUCAUCUUACAGCAGUGGUCAUAUUCUACACAGCUGUGACCUUCAUCUAUGUCCAACCUCGGGCCAUUACUUCAUUCAAUUCUAACAAAUUUAUCUCAGUCAUAUAUGCAGUCUUUACUCCCAUGCUCAACCCUAUCAUCUACUGCCUGAAGAACAAGGAGGUCAAAGAUGCCAUCAGAAAAACCACGGCAAGUGGCCAAUCCCUUUUCUUGAGAGAUUUUCUUUGCUGA